AUGGUUGUUUUGCGGCGCGCCGAUUCGGCUGCCGCGUUUAGUUUUCUGUUCGAUCUCUCCAAACGGCGUCGCGUGGUUUUCGUUUCUGUGGCUGCCCAUGCUAUUGGGUUGGUUUUGAUGCCGCCUGAACCAUUGCCUUGGGAUCGAAAGGACUUCUUCAAGGAGAGGAAGCACGAGAGGUCCGAGUCACUUGGGUCCGUCGCCAGAUGGAGGGACUCCUCGCACCACCGCGACUUCAAUCGCUGGGGAUCCGCCGAGUUUCGCAGACCGCCAGGUCAUGGUAAGCAGGGCGGUUGGCACCUGUUUUCCGAGGAAUCAGGUCAUGGGUAUGCGAUUUCACGGUCAAACAGCGACAAGAUUCUGGAGGAAGAUAGUCGGCCCUCGAUUUCACGAGGUGAUGGGAAAUAUGGCAGGAGCAGUAGGGAAAAUAGAGGACCCUUUGGUCAGAGAGAUUGGAGAGGGCAUUCGUGGGAACCCUCCAAUGGUACUAUAAAUUUGCCCAGAAGGCCGCAGGAUGUGAACAAUGACCAGAGGUCUGUGGACGAUACCCUAGCAUACUCUUCUCAUCCACAUUCCGAUUUCGGGAACGCUUGGGAUCAGCACCACCUGAAAGACCAGCAUGAGAAGAUUGGUAGUGUCAAUGGGUUGGGAGCUGGCCCCAGAAGUGAUAGAGAGAACUCUCUGGGUGAGUGGAAGCCACUUAAAUGGACCCGUUCUGGAAGCUUGUCUUCUCGGGGUUCAGGUUUUAGCCACUCAAGUAGCUCAAGGAGCAUGGGAGGAGCAGAUUCUCAUGAAGCGAAGGCUGAGUUACGACCCAAAAGUGCGGCUGCUAAUGAGUCGCAUUCAGGGGAAGCUGCUGCUUGUGCGACAUCUUCCGUGCCAUCCGAAGAUACGAGUUCUCGAAAAAAGCCAAGGUUGAAUUGGGGCGAAGGACUUGCUAAGUAUGAGAAGAAAAAAGUCGAGGUGCCUGAUGCAACUGCAAACAAAGAUGUCACAGAACCUUGUAAUUUUCUCAGUACCAGCUUAGUUGAAAAAAGUCCCAAAGUAACUGGAUUUUCCGAAUGUGCAUCUCCUGCAACUCCAUCUUCUGUUGCCUGCAGUUCCUCUCCUGGUAUGGAUGAUAAAUUAUUUGGGAAGACUGCAAAUGUAGACAAUGAUGUUAGUAAUUUGACUUGUUCACCUGCUCCCGCAUCUGAAAAUAAUCUGCAGAGGUUUUCAUUUAACUUAGAGAAAUUUGAUAUUGGCUCCUUGAGUACUUUGGGUUCUUCAAUUAUUGAGUUGGUACAAUCUGAUGAUCCAACUUCUGUAGAUUCUGGUCCAAUGAGGUCCAAUGCAAUUAAUAAGUUACUGAUAUGGAAAGCUGACAUUUCAAAGGUGUUGGAGAUGACUGAAUCUGAGAUAGAUUUACUUGAAAAUGAACUGAAGUCGCUAAAAUCUGAAUCUGGGGAAAGAUGUCAAUGUCCGGUAGCCCUGGGCCCCCAGAUGGUUAGUGGUGAUGAAAAAUCCUGUGAAGAUCAAGUUGGAGUCUCUGAUCUGGUCACUCGGCCGAUACCAUUGAAAAUUGUUGAUGAUCCAACGGAGAAGGUGCCACAUUCAGCUAAUUUACAUUGUCUUAAUGAAAAUGUUAGGGAAGAGGAUAUUGAUAGUCCUGGAACAGCUACUUCUAAAUUUGUUGAGCCUCCGCCUUUAACUAAAGCAGUUUCUUGUGAUACCAGAGAAUAUGUUAACUUCUCCAGCGACAUGGAUUCAGUUCCUUCUGCAGCUGUGCAAUGUCUAAUUCCCUGUACUGCUAGGAAAGAUGUUAGUGUAACUUGUGUUGACAGCAAGACUUCUCUGGAGGUAAAGGAUAGCAUGGAUAUUUUAUGUGAUACUAUUAUUUCUUCCAAUAAAGAAUCUGCCAACAGAGCUAGUGAGGUAUUUGAUAAUUUAUUGCCCAAAGACUGUUGCAAGAUUAGGGAGAUGGGAACUAGCAGUGACACAUGCAAUAAUAUUAGGGAAAAAUUUGCUCAGAAAAAGCGAUUCUCAAUGUUUAAGGAGAGAGUUAUUGCACUUAAGUUCAGAGCCCUGCAUCACUUGUGGAAAGAAGAUAUGCGCUUACUUUCUAUCAGGAAAUGUCGACCAAAAUCUCACAAAAAAAAUGAACUAAGUGUGCGAACUACAUGUAAUGGUAACCAGAAGAAUCGAUCAUCCAUUCGAUCACGUUUUCCCUUUCCUGCAGGAAAUCAUCUUAGCUUGGUUCCAACAUCAGAGAUGAUUAAUUUUACUGGCAAACUGCUUUCAGAAUCGCAAGUUAAAGUGCAGAGAAACACACUGAAGAUGCCGGCAUUAAUUUUGGAUGAAAAAGACAGGAUGACUUCGAAGUUUGUAUCUAGUAAUGGGCUGGUUGAAGAUCCUUUGGCUAUUGAGAAAGAAAGGGCUAUGAUUAAUCCCUGGACACCACAAGAGAGAGAAGUUUUCUUGGAGAAAUAUGCUGCCUUUGGAAAAGAUUUUAGGAAAAUUGCCUCUUUUCUUGAUCACAAGACAACUGCUGACUGUGUUGAAUUCUACUACAAAAAUCAUAAAUCUGAUAUCUUUGAGAAACUUAAGAAGCAAGGUGUUGGUAAGCUGGGGAAGUCAUUUUCAGCUAAAACUGAUUUGGUGGCAUCAGGUAAAAAAUGGAACCGUGAAUUGAAUUUUGCUUCCCUUGAAAUUUUGAGUGCAGCUUCGUUGAUGGCAGAUGGCAUUGCAGGUAAUAAAAAAAUUCGGGCAGGAAGCUCUCUUUUGGGUGGGUAUGGUAAAGUAAAGACAUCAAGGGGUGAAGAUUUCAUGGAGAAAUCAAGUAGCUUUGACAUUCUUGGGGAUGAAAGAGAGACUGCUGCUGCGGCUGAUGUAUUGGCAGGUAUAUGUGGUUCCCUUUCAUCUGAGGCCAUUAGUUCCUGCAUAACAAGUUCUGUUGAUCCAGUAGAAGGUAGCCGGGAUAGAAAGUUCAUGAAAGUGAACCCUCUAUGCAAACCACCCACGACACCUGAUGUUACUCAGGAUGUUGAUGAUGAGACUUGUUCAGAUGAGAGCUGUGGUGAAAUGGAUCCAACAGAUUGGACUGAUGAUGAGAAGGCUUCUUUUCUUCAGGCUGUAUCAUCUUUUGGAAAAGAUUUUGUCAAGAUAGCCCGGUGUGUUGGGACAAGGUCCCAAGAACAAUGCAAAGUUUUCUUCAGCAAAGGCCGGAAAUGCCUUGGAUUGGAUCUCAUGCGCCCUAUACCUGAACAUGUUGGAUCCCCAGUGAAUGAUGAUGCAAAUGGGGGUGAGACUGACACUGAUGAUGCAUGUGUUGUUGAGACAGGCUCAGUGGUUGGAACUGAAAAGUCUGGGACUAAAACAGAUGAGGACCUGCCUUUGUAUGGAACAAACACAUACAAUGAUGAGUCCAAUCCUGUGCAAGCCAGGAACUUAUCAGUAGAAUUAAAUGAAUCAAAGGGGACUAAUGGGACAGAAGUAGAUAUUGAAGAUGCAAAUGGGGUUUCUGAUACUUGCGCUAUUGAUAUUGAUUCUAAACAGGGUUGUGAUGGUAGUGAAUUUGUCUUGUGUGGUUUUGACAAAAUUGGUUCUGUCAGUGGAGAAGCAGCUAUAAUUAUGCCGGAUAGCACAGAGAUUGGAAAUGAUCAAGCUAAAAAAUUGGGAGGUGCAGCCGCAGAAUUGACAUCUGCUCCAAAUACAAGUGAACCAUGCGAGAGUAAUUCUUUUGUUGAGGUUUCUUCUGUCAGACUUGGAAAUGAAUUGGAGAGGCCUAGAGUGUCUUCACCCCGAAGUAUUGAUGAUAGGGACCAUAAACAUGAAGAUGAUUCAGGUGUCAUAGUUGAUUUGAAAAGCUCUGUGCACGAUUUAAGCACUAUGGUAAAUGCUUCUCUCUCAUCUUUCAGCAAUUCUUGUUCAGGAUUGAGCUUUAGUACUGAAAAUAAGCACGUGCCCCUUGGAAAGCCCCAUGUCUCCUCAUUGUCUAUGGAUGAUCAUCAUGCAACUUCAAAUUCAUUGUUGCAAAAUACUGUUGCUGCUGAAGCUGAUAUUCAGUGUGAGAAAACAGCUAGCCAAGAUCGACUGUCUUCUACAUGUGAUAUUCAGGUUAGCAACGAUGACCAUCAGCCCCCUAUUGCUGGGAAUUCAUUAGACCAUGUUGAUGCCGGAAGCAUUCUCCAGGGCUAUCCCUUGCAAGUUCCCAUUAAGAAGGAAAUGAAUGGUGAUAUAAACUGCAGCAUUUCAGCGGCAGAAUUGCAUCUUUUGUCCCAGAAGAUUGAACAGCCUGAUGAUCAUACCAAAAGAGUGCAGUCGUCAGAGUCAGAUAAAGCAUCCAGAAAUGGUGAUGUGAAACUUUUUGGGAAGAUACUAACCAAUCCUUCAUCCGCACAGAAACCUAAUGUGGGUGCUAAAGGGAGUGAAGAAAAUGGUAGUACCCAUCAUCCUAAGUUAAGCAGCAAGCCUUCUAGUAUGAAAUUUACUGGGCAUAAUGCUGAUGGAAAUUUAAAAUUUUUGAAGUUUGACUGUAAUGAUUAUGUUGGCCUUGAAAAUGUUCCCAUGAGGAGUUAUGGUUAUUGGGAUGGGAACAGAAUACAGACUGGUCUCUCGUCAUUGCCUGAUUCUGCUAUCUUGCUAGCAAAGUACCCUGCAGCCUUCAGUAAUUAUGCCACAUCUUCUGCCAAAUUGGAGCAACCGUCAUUGCAGGCAUUUUCCAAGAAUAAUAAUGAACGGCUCCUAAAUGGUGCGUCCACUUUUACGGCUAGAGACAUGAAUGGCAGCAAUGCCGUGAUUGAUUAUCAGAUGUUUAGAAGGGAUGGUCCAAAAGUGCAGCCAUUUAUGGUAGAUGUGAAGCACUGCCAGGAUGUAUUCUCUGAAAUGCAGAGAAGAAAUGGGUUUGAAGCAAUCUCAAGUUUACAGCAGCAGGGCAGGGGAGUAAUUGGAGUGAAUGGUGUUGGAAGACCAGGGAUUCUUGUGGGAGGAUCGUGCAGUGGUGUCUCAGAUCCUGUGGCAGCAAUCAAAAUGCAUUAUUCCAAUUCUGACAAAUAUGGUGGUCAGUCUGGGAGUAUUGCAAGAGAAGAUGAAUCUUGGGGAGGGAAAGGGGACUGA
Molecule: messenger RNA, 5094 nt
Organism: Sphenostylis stenocarpa
Lineage: Eukaryota; Viridiplantae; Streptophyta; Magnoliopsida; Fabales; Fabaceae
Source: the annotation of a GenBank genome assembly